Messenger RNA from Miscanthus lutarioriparius, 876 nucleotides. The record is from the annotation of a GenBank genome assembly. NCBI's taxonomy places the organism in Eukaryota, Viridiplantae, Streptophyta, Magnoliopsida, Poales, Poaceae.
AUGGCGCCGACGACGAAGACCGUGCCGCCGGCGGCGAGCUCGGCUAGGCCGCUAGCAGUGGCUUGGCACGUGCGGUCGGCAAGCGUGCCGUGCCACACGCACCCGCUGGCGGACGUGGAUGACCAGCUCCUGGCGCUGCGGUCAUGGACGUCCAACCCGGGACCCAAGUACCCGCUAUCACUAGCGCACGUGCGCGCGCUUCUCUGCGUGCUGGACGAGCUGCUGCGCCUCCCGCUGGCGCAGGCCGCUUUGUCCCGCUCCGCCGGCACCGCCGACUCCGACGGCCUGCUGCUGGACGGCUUCCUCGUCCUGGCCGACGCCUUCGGAAUGUUCCUGGCGGCGUUGGUGGCGCUCCGCCAGCACGCGGCCGAGCUCCGCGCCGCCGUGCGCAGGCCCGACAGCGCCAAGCUGGCCUCGGCCGCUCGCGCGCAGCGACAGGCUGGGAGGAAGCUCGAGCAGCUCGCCGCCGCCGUCGCUCGCGAGGCCGGCGGCGGCGGCAUGGGCGGCGCGCACGCGGAGGCGGCCGAGGUCGCGAGGGCGGUUGCCGAGGCCGUCAACGAUACCGCGGCGGCGGCCGCGGCCGUGUUCCUCGAGGUCGGCGCCGUCGCUAACGCCGCGGCGGCGUUGGCGUCGCCGGCCUCGGCUUCGCCCAAGAAGAGCCGGCUGCUGCCGCUGUCCAGGAGCAGGCAGAGGUCGGUGAUGGGUGACGGUGAGGAGCGGCGGGAGGGUGCGGCGCUGGAGAAGCUGCAGGAGCUGGAGCAGUGCGUGAGGGAGCUGGAGAGCGAGAGCGAGAAGGUGUUCAGGAGCCUCGUGCAGACCAGGGUUUCCUUGCUCAACAUUCACACACGCCAACAUUUUAGUUACAGCUUGGUGUGA